CUCACUCGCAAUCAAAGCAUCAAUUGUUUGUUUGCUUCUUUUUUCUUUGCUGUACGGAGAUGUGUGUGCGGGGCGGAGAGGAGAGGAAUUGGUUUGUUGCCUCUCAUUUUGGUAUUUUUCCUUUUACAUUUUAGUUUUGGUCUUGUGUUUUAUCGCCAACUGUAGAAGUGAACGCUUCCGUUUCCGCUAGUCGCGUCUGCUGCUCGCACACUUCCGUUUUUUGGGCUCCUUCUGUUUGCUCGUUGCUCCUAUUUAAAUAAUAUGUCCCUCUGUUCCAUUGUUUCGCCUUGUGAGGAGCCUACCACCCACUCUACCACUCCCUCCUCCCCCCCUCCAUAGAAAGCAGUAUUACACGCAAUUUCUUUUCUUUACUUAAACAAAUUGAACCUGCCCAAGGACCCAAAGCAAGAAGACCGAGGCAGCAGCAGCAGCAACAGCAAACAACCGAAAGGAUAAAGGAAAAAAAACUAUGAUAACAAGACUCUACAACACGGAAGAGGAUCCCGCCUAUUGCUCAUUCAUUUGGGGCGCCAAUCUAAGUAGCACCAACGAUGUCCUUCUGGCUACUGCAACAAAUGAGACAUCCGUGUUUGGUAGCGAUUUGCGUGAUGAUUUCUAUAGGGAUGUGGAGGAUCCCCGUACCGAAUCCUUACGAGAAUAUUGUUACGGUCUCCUAUUACCCAUCAUCUGCACAAUGGGCAUCAUCGGUAAUGUGCUCAAUCUAAUUGUACUCACCAGACGCAAUAUGCGUGGCACUGCCUACAUCUACAUGAGAGCGUAUUCCACGGCCGCACUGCUUGCCAUUGUCUUUGCCAUACCAUUUGGCAUACGCAUGCUGGUUCACAAGGAUCGAGGACAAUGGGAGGAGUUCGGACCGGCUUUCUAUACGGCCCACUUGGAGCUUUAUUUGGGCAACGGAUGUUUGGGUGUCGGUGUUAUGAUGCUUUUGGUACUCACUGUUGAACGCUAUGUAUCUGUAUGCCAUCCGGGCUUCACCCGUCCUGUAAUGGGUCCUCCAGUGGUCGUGGUAUUUCUGACAUGUUUUGUGACCUUUAUUAUAUACUUGCCAAGCAUUUUCCGCGGUGAACUGAUCAAGUGCAUGCUGGCCUCGAAUGAGCCUGUCUAUCUGAGAAGGGACAAUACGAUAUACCAACAGACGCUCUUCUAUCGCGUCUAUAAGAUAAUGCUUGAGGUGAUCUUCAAGCUGAUACCGACAUGCAUAAUUGGUGGCCUGAAUUUGAGGAUCAUGCUGGUGUAUCGCAGCACCUGCGAACGACGCCGUCAGAUGGUACUGACCCGAGCCCAUGCCAACUAUGUGAAGGACGAUGAUCCCCGUAAAUUUGCCGAAGAGCGUCGUUUGUUCCUGCUAUUGGGCAGCACUUCUAUAUUGUUUCUGGUGUGCGUCUCACCGAUGGCCAUAUUGCAUAUGACCAUCGCAUCGGAGGUCUAUCCAAGCUUUCCGUUUCAGGUGUUUCGUGCCAGUGCCAAUUUAUUGGAAUUGAUCAACUAUUCGUUAACGUUCUACAUCUACUGCCUGUUUAGUGAGGAUUUCCGGAAUACAUUGAUGCGCACCAUUAAAUGGCCCUGGCUGAAGAGUAAAUUCUGUCAUCAAAUUGAUAACCAUCAUCCCAAAUCCUCCCCCUUCCAGACCACAAAAGGUGUCCCAAUGGUGCGAUUUAAUAAGCUAAAUUCAGCGAAUCGAUGUCAUCAUCACAUUACAAAUACAACAUUCGGAUUGGGACGUUCGAGCAGUAUUUAGCCCCCACUUCCACUCCACCACUGACCACCAUUCGUCCAUUCGUCCUCUCCUGACCCGUCUAACCCAUUGGCAUUUCCCUGCUAAAUUGAGAGCUGCAACCGAAAUCUAUUCACAUUAACGUAUAUCAUCAAGGAUCGAAAGGAUAUACAAAUUAAAACCACAAGGCAUAUUUCUUUGUCAAUGUCUAUGUAGGUAAUUAGUUUUAAUGGCAUUCAUGUGUUCAAGAAACUAUUCUUAUUAAUGUGUAUUGUGUGCUAAGUGUGAUUGUUCGAUUGUCUCAUUAAACAUAAGUUAAAUGGCUGACAUAAACUAUAGACACGAUAGUAAGAGAUUCAAUUUGAUCUGUAAUCGUUAAAUGUUCGCUCUGAAGAAUCAUGUUGGAUUUUGUGUCCUUUUUUUUGUGUGUGUAACAAUUAACGAUAAGUUCUUUAGAUAGAUGGAUAACUAGCAGUAGUCGUGUAUAUUCAGCUUGCGAUCAUCUAUCAGUAUAUUAUAUAUAUACUAAAUACUAAAUGUAUUGCAUUUCGAUUGAUGGCCAAAGCAAAUGAGCUUAGCUUAGAAAACUUGAGACAAGAAAAUUAGUACGAAAUAGAAAUGAAAUUAAAUAUCGAUGUAUACGUAUUCCUAAGAUACAAGCCAUGUUUACUACCAAACACAUACACACACACACACACACACACAGAUAUACACAAUUAAGAUGGCCAGAAAAAGAUGAUGAUGAUGAUGAUGAAUGUCUAUGAAGAUAUGAGCUCGUAUACUCUAGUUUUUAGAAGCAUUUCCAAAUGACAAGAAUGAUGACAGACAGAAGACAUGAUUGAAUAUACAUACGUAUUAUACAUACAGACAUACAACAUACAUACAUACAUAUAUGAAUGAUAUUUAUGUAAACCGAUGUAUUUAUAUAGAAGUCAAAAUAUAUUUAUAUAUAUAUUAUAUUAUCGAUUGAUGAAAUUUUAGCAUUUAAAUAAGUAUGCAAAAUGAAAACCAAACCAAGAACCCAAAAAAAAAAAAAACUUCGUCUGACGAAUAAAUGUCUUAAGUUAAAGAUCAAAAUAUAA
Messenger RNA from Drosophila willistoni, 2817 nucleotides. RefSeq names its product probable G-protein coupled receptor B0563.6. The coding region runs from base 470 to 1759 and encodes 429 amino acids. Gene Ontology annotation, molecular function: G protein-coupled receptor activity. Gene Ontology annotation, biological process: G protein-coupled receptor signaling pathway. Gene Ontology annotation, cellular component: membrane. The transcript has 6 exons. NCBI's taxonomy places the organism in Eukaryota, Metazoa, Arthropoda, Insecta, Diptera, Drosophilidae. The record is from RefSeq and is a predicted model, not a curated record.